AUGGCUCUUGAAGCAAACGUCGAUUCCAAGGCUGAGGACGCUGUUUCGAGGAGCACUGGCGUCGCGGGCUCCGAUAAUCUUUAUUGUCCCGACGUCGACACCUCGGAGGUCGACGAGCGCAAACUGUUGUGGAAAAUAGAUGUUCAUGUCAUUCCAUGGUUGGCGCUUUUGUACUUUCUAAAUUUUUUGGACAGAGGAAGUAUAGGAAAUGCCAGGUUGUAUAACAUGGAACAAGACCUGCAUAUAUCAGAUAAACAGUAUCUCAUAGCACUUACGGUUUUUUUCUUCCCGUAUGCUCUGUUCGAGCCUGCUAGUAAUGUGGUUUUGAGACGGCUACGUCCUUCUCGAUGGCUCUCUUUCAUGAUGCUAGUCUGGGGUAUCGUAAUGACUUGUCAUGGUGUUCUCGUGAAUUAUGGCGGCCUUUUGUCUCUUCGAUUCCUGUUAGGUUUAGCGGAAGCUGGAUUGUAUCCUGGUAUCGUUUUCUACAUAUCUUGUUGGUAUAAGCGCGAGGAACUUGGUACCAGAGUUGCUGCCUUUUUCACUUCUGCAACUAUAGCAGGGGCUUUCAGUGGACUACUUGCAGCAGCUAUCGCCAACAUGAAUGGGAUUGGUGGUAAGCCGGGAUGGGCAUGGAUAUUCAUUUUGGAAGGAAUUUUCACAGUUCUGAUGGCUAUCGCAUCGUUUUGGAUCAUCGAAGACUUUCCAGGGUCAGCCAAGUUCUUGAGUGAGGCGGAGAAGGUAUUCGUUAUCCGGCGUUUGCAAGCUGACUUGCAAUUCAGCGCUGGAGGUGAGAAAUUCAAGGCACAGUACAUUUGGCAAAGUUUGACGGAUUGGAAAACUUAUCUUGCACUCGGGAUUUAUAUGGGAUUCGAUGGCCCCUUGUUCGCGUUUUCACUGUUCACGCCUACAAUCAUUGCAAAGGCCACUGCUGCCAAUCUUUUGUCUGUCCCGGUGUAUGCAUGGGCAUGUAUCAUGACAUGUGUGUCUGGUUAUCUUGGAGACCGUAUUGGUUCCAGGGGUUACAUUAACCUGUACGUUCGUCUCGUUGGUUAUAUAAUCCUUAUAGUGUCACGGAAUGCAGCAUUGUCUUAUUUUGCCGUUUAUCUCGCCGCAUCUGCCAUAUAUGCAACUAUUCCAAAUUCUGUGGCUUGGGUAGCUAGCAAUGUCGAGGGUUCUUACAAGCGAGGAGUUACACUGGCUAUAGCAAUUGGCAUAGGUAAUAUCAAUGGCGCGGUAACAUCUAAUGUUUAUCGCUCCAAUGAUGCUCCUUGGUACAGGCUCGGGCACGGUAUCGUCUUAGCAUAUAUUGCAAUCGGUUUCUUCUGCUCCCUUGCCUUCAUGAUCCUCCUUCGCCGGGAAAACUCGCGCAGGCAAAACGGAGAGCGUGACGAGGUUAUCGACAAUCUAUUAGAUGAGGUCACUAAAGACACAGACAGCCUUUCUGCACAAGCUCAAAAGAAUGGCCGAUAUGAGAGUGUCGAUGCAGCAAGGAGGGAUAAAGGUGAUAGGUGGAGCGGGUUUCGAUAUACAUUGUAAGUCUAAAAUUACACGACAGUCUAAAACAGAAUACAAGAAUCUUUACACAUGGUCUU
This is a messenger RNA of Serpula lacrymans var. lacrymans S7.9, 1592 nucleotides long. RefSeq lists its product as uncharacterized. Bases 1 to 1536 code for a protein of 511 amino acids. Gene Ontology annotation, cellular component: membrane. The transcript is spliced from 17 exons. Lineage: Eukaryota; Fungi; Basidiomycota; Agaricomycetes; Boletales; Serpulaceae. Gene Ontology annotation, molecular function: transmembrane transporter activity. The record is from RefSeq and is a predicted model, not a curated record. Gene Ontology annotation, biological process: transmembrane transport.